UCUAUGACUUUAUUAUAGAACAACUUCCCAAUAAUAAUUUACCUACUGAGUCUCAAGUUUCUAAUUCAUCAAGCUCUGAACCAUCUCAAGAAAAUGAUCAAGAUAAGUCAAAGACUCGAAGCUCUGCUUCCUCAGAAUUACCAGAAGCUAAGGUAAAUGCAUCUACUGAAAAAACAAAGUUUUGA
Scutellospora calospora is the source of this 185-nucleotide messenger RNA. The record is from the annotation of a GenBank genome assembly. NCBI's taxonomy places the organism in Eukaryota, Fungi, Glomeromycota, Glomeromycetes, Diversisporales, Gigasporaceae.